AUGGGCUUGUGGCAGGAGGAGCUGCUGGGCAUCGCCCUGCAGGCCAGUCGGGAGCAGCAGUCGCGGGGGCGAGGGGCGGAGCCUCUGGUCGUGUUGGAGGGCGACGGCUGGGACAUGAGCGACGCCGGCAGCAAGCAGCAGCAGCAGCAGCAGGGCGCCGUGGUGGAGCAGAGCGUUCAGCAGAUACAGGUGCAGAUGUCGCACGACGGGCAGCAAGCGGGCGCGCAGCACGCGGUGGUGGGCGUGCAGCAGCAGGCGACGCAGCACCACCAGCAGACGGGGGGCGUGGCGGUGGUGUCCUCGGGGGCGGCCCAGUGCGUGGUGCCCACGUCCAGCAUGGCCCAGCAGCUGCAGCAGCAGCAGGUGGCGGUGUCGAUGCAGCAGCAGACGAUGCAGAACCCGCCGGUGAUAGCGCCGGCGCCCAUGCAGGCGUCGCAGGCGGCCACCACCACCAUCACCACCAUGUCCACCCUCCACCCGCCCAUGCAGCACCCCGUGCCUCCCCCCACGCCGCACGUCGCGGGCGUGCCGCACUCCCAGCUGCAGCAGGUCAACGACUGGGGCCACGGGCGGGUGCAAGUGAUCCAGCAGCCUCUCCAGAACCCCACGUACCUGCAGCAGCUGUACAACACGCAGGGCCAGCUGCUGAUGCCCGGCAACCUGCAGCUGCACCCGGCGGGCAUGAACCCCUCCUCCAUCCACGUGAUCACCGCGGGCAAGCCGUUCCAGCCCAACCAGAUACCUCAGCAGAUGAUCGCCACGCAGAAGUCUGUGCUACAGGGGCAACCGACUUCGUUCCCGGGCUACGCUGCAAUCCCGACGACCACCAACCAGACGCUGGUGAUCAGCCAGCUCGGCGUGAUCAGCAACCCGCAGAACAUCCUGCCGGCGCACUCUGCGGCCGGGGCCAAGCCCUCGGACAUGCAGAAGGUGAUGGGGAGUAAGGCGGUGGGAGGGAGCGGCGGCGGGAUGAAGGGAGGAGGAGGCGGCCCCCAGCAGUCGGCCGGCUACGUCGUGUCCCAGCCCCAACAGCUGAUCACCACUCAGACUCCCACGACCGCCAUGCUAGGCACGGGACAGGCUGCGCAGUUCCUGAGCCCCAUACAGUACACUACUUGUGGCGGUGGUCGGGCUGUGCAGCAGAACAGUCAGCCCAUGCAGUUCUCGCCCUGGCAGUUCGGUGGCCCCUCGUUGCCCCAGGGCAUAACGUGGGCCACCGCAUCAGGGGGGCUCCAGCCCCCCACCCUGCUCACCACUCAGAACCCCAUCUUCAUCAGGAGCCAGCAGGACGGCACGGGCAUGUUCAUACAGAGCCCGCCGCCCCAGCUGCAGUCGCACAAUCAGACCCUGACGGCCGCGCAGGCUGCCAUGCAGGGCUCCCAGCAGAUGGCGGGCAAGCCGCGCCCCGCCAUGGAGAUCCAGGCCAACAUCCAGCCCAAGGCGGCGGUGCCGCGCGCACUCUCCAACAUCCUCCCCUCCAUGGGCGCGGCCAGCGGCGUGCGGCCGGCGAGCUCCGUCUCCACCCAGACGGGCAGCUCCGCGCAAGUGAACGCUGCCCAGGUGCAGACCCAGAAGACCCAGGCGAAAGUGCGAUCGAAGCCCACCAUGAGCCGUGCAUCGCCCGCACCGAGUGCCCAGAAGGCGGAUGCUGCCAACCAGACCAAGCCGCAGAGCGGCAGCCCCGCAGCACAGCAGCCCCAGCAGAUGGCCACGUCCACCACUGCCACGAAGAUGAUCGUGACCAACGUCAGCACAGGGAUGACCGGGGUGACGAUGACCGGAGUUGGGUCGCCUGUGUCCGCGGAGAAGGCCCAGCAGACUAUGAUGGCUCAGGCGGGAGCUGCAAAGACACUCAUGCAACAGCAGCAGGUGGCCAUGCAGCAGCAACAGCAGCAACAGCAACAGCAACAGCAACAGCAACAGCAACAGACUCAGAUGGCUGUCCAGCAGCAGCAGCAGAUAAACAUGCAGCAGCAACAGCAACUGCAGCAGAUGCAGCAUUUCCAACAACAACUUCAACAGCAACAGCAACAGCAGCAACAACAACAGCAGCAGCAACAGCAUCAGCAGCAGGUUCAGACCAUGCAACAGCAACUGCAGGCAGCACAGCAGGUCCCACAGCAACAGUCACCGCAGCCUCAACAGAUACAACUGCAAGUGCAGCAGCAGGUGCAACCACAGGUGCAGCCCCAGUCUCAACCUCAGCAACAGCUGCAGACCCAGCAACAACAGCUGCAGACCCAACAACAACAACAACAGCAGCAGCAGCUGCAGAACCAGCAACAGCAGCAGCUGCAGAACCAGCAACAGCAGCAGCUGCAGAACCAGCAACAGCAGCAGCUGCAGAACCAGCAACAGCAGCAGCUGCAGAACCAGCAACAGCAGCAGCUGCAGAACCAGCAACAACAGCAGCUGCAACCACAACAGCAAGUGCAGCAGUUGCAGCCAAAACCUGUCAUAGGCAUCGCGGUGGUGUCGCAGCAGCAGCAGCAGCAGCAGCAGCAGGAGCAGCAGCGGCCGGCCUGCGCGCCCGUCCACUCGGCCACGAGCCCCGGCCCCGCGCACGUCGCCACCCCCGCCUCCUCCUUCCCCCACGUCGGGGCACGCGGCGGCCCAGGCCACCCAGACGUCCAAGGACGACGCGAUGGGCGGCAAGCCAGGCGAGGAGCCGGCGCAGGAGGCGGCCGUGCAGAUGGAGGUGGAAGAGAGCCUGCGGGCGAAGUUCCGAAGGACAAGGCGGUGGGCGGGGCUCUUGUCGAGAACAGCGGCAACGGCGCGCCGGACGACGUGAGAGUCGAAAGGGAGCGCGACAAGGGGCUGCCCAAGGCCAUGGUGAAACCGCACAUUCUCACUCACGUCAUUGAUGGCUUCGUCAUAAGAGAAGCAGGAGAUCCCUUUCCAAGCCGAGCUACAGUUCACAGCGAGUUGGUCCAGAUUUCGAAGUCUGCAAACCAUCAGCUGCCAAACGGUGACCGGAAACCUUACCCCGACUGUGACGAACCACAGAAAAAGAAGCAGUCGGUGGAUGCCAGCCCCAGCUCCCCACCUGGGCCUAAAGGAGAACUUGCCAAGUGCGAGUUCUGUGGGAAAAUGGACGUCCGCAGCAGGUUUCGGAAGUCUUCCAAGCGCUUCUGCUCGGUUGCUUGUUCCAAGAGGUAUAACGUUGGUUGCAGUAAACGCGUUGGUCUAUACAAACCAGCAACCUCCAACAACAAUAACAAUACUCCAAGCACAAACAACAACAACAUAUCAUUGGAUGAGCAACAGCCAGACUCUAAAGACCUACAGAGGCAGAAAAACCUUGGGAAGAACAAAGACUUGGUACCGGGCCAGUCUCAAGCAGUGGCGACGACGGACGAGAACACCGACACCAACGACUCUGCCGCGUCCGGGGCAGAGAGCUCGUUGUCCCCGUCGGAGGCUCCGGAGGUCCCGCCCGUCGACAUGGAGGACAGCUCCGCCGAGUCCGUGCUGUCGUCCGCCCAGCCGAAGAUAAACCCUCUUAAGUGGACGGUGUCGGAAGUGUGCGAGUUCAUCAGGACGCUGCCCGGCUGCUCGGACUACGUGGACGACUUCGCGAUCCAGGAGAUAGACGGCCAGGCACUGAUGCUGCUGAAGGAGGACCACCUCAUGCAAGCCAUGUCCAUGAAGCUCGGGCCGGCGCUGAAGAUAGUCGCGAAGAUCGACACGAUGCGCGGCGACAAGGACAAGUAGGCGGCUUCGUGCUUCGCGCUGUCCCGUACCUUACCUCGACUAGUGCACAGAGACGGCUGUUCGAACUGGGAACGGACUCGGCUCUGCCAAAUUUUUUUCAGUUCCUGAACUCCGGCAGUUGUGUUUUCCGUACCUGCUCUGUGCACUGAUAUUUUUUGUAAAGUGACUUUACACAUGGGAAAUGACGGAACUUGCACGCGUGGUCCUAUUAUCUUGUUACUUUGACCUUAACAAUUUGAAACUAGUUCGAAACACUAGAAUUCAGACCAAAAAAACUUUAUAAAUAGUUUUCAUAAUAACCGAUGUGCACAGAAGAAUUGUUAUCGUUAUCAUAGUCACGGGCAUUUUCUUGGUUAUGCACAUAUUUUAAAGUUAGACUUUUAUGACUUUUAUUUUAUAGUUUUUUUUUAUUGUUCAGCUCUGCAGUUAUCGCUAUCCAGGAUGCAUUGCAUUACAGUUCACCAAGUAUUGAUCUCUAAUAUUAGUGAGUUUAUUUUCAUGCAAUAGUUUUGAAUUGCACGUAAGACUGUACCUUAUUCCAUAUUACUGUAUGAUUACUUUGUUACAAUGUAACAAAAAUAAUGUCCUAGUUACCAUCAUUACCUUCUUAAAAAUGCUAUUUUCUUUUUUAAUCGAAUGGUGCACAAAGUGUUUAUCAUAUACAGAUUUUGAAGGAAUUUCAUUCAAUUAAAAUAGCAUCGUUAAAAUUCUAUUACUAAAUAAUAGGUUUAUUAUAGAUGUGAAGAUUAAUUUUCCAAGGUUUAGUUUUUCCACUCUGGUAUACCUAUAUUCUGUUAUUAAUAGGAUAACAUAGUAUUUUAGUUCCAGCUUGAAAAAUCAUUUUAUAUUUAAUAUUUUUAAAACAAAUGUGCCUUAACUCUUUCAUAAUGGCAUACUAGUAAUUAUCAGUAAAAAUACAACUUUGAUAACUGAGUCACUUCAAAGCUAAUUCACAUCAACUAUAUCUUUACUUACUAGGAAUUGUUACAUUUCCUGUAGUUUAUGAAAGUUCAUAAUUUAUUUUCAAUAUAGCAUUGGUAUGAUAUAAUGCAUAUUAUACCCAAGUAGUUUAUUUAUGAAAUACAAAUGUUGAAUUUUUUUUUACAAUUAUUUUUGUGUAUUUACUCAUUUUACUGAAAUCCUGACAGUUGAAACUCAAUCAGGUUGUGUAUUGGUUCAAAGCCAGAGCUAUGCUGUUCUUUUUGUCUUAUCUGGGACAGAUUUCAGCAGAUUUCAGCUGUCAACCACACUUCCGUGAUGCAAAGUGCUUUAUGCAUGUGCAUGGUGAUGCAAACAAUAUCAUGCACACGUACAAUGCAGGAAUUUGUAGUCUUGUAGGUGUUGUAUGUUGUAGAAUGCAAAUAUUUUGGCAAGUAAUGUUUUUACUCUUUGUACAUGUGGUAAGCCUGUUCCUUGGGUCAGUCGUGGGGUCUGUGAAAUAUUGUAGAGAAUAAGUGACACUAUUUGUUUGCAUGCCACAACAGCAUUUUAAUUUGUUGUGUGACAUGAUGCAUGUGUUUAUCACAAAGGAGUCUGAAAUGUGUAUAAGAAAACUGGUGUGUGUGUGUGUGUGAUUGUGCAACUUUAUGAUGAGUUUAACAUAUUCUGCAGAGAAAUCAUGAGACUUUUUUCCCUUUACUUAUUUUUCAUCACUGUAAACUGUUGUACUAGUGGUCUUAUUAACAUAAUUUUCACAGUGUAUUGGUGGGCAGAAGUUCUGAACUAUUUUUUAUGAUGGAAAGUAGGCAGCGAAAUAAUUUAUUUGUUGCCACAUGUGAGUGAAUACACUGCUAAUUUCUCACCUCUACUUAACUGUUUUAGUUUGAGAAAAAAAUUCUUUAUGUUAGUUCUAAAAUUAAUAUAAAGAGAUUGUUGCCAUUAAUGAUUUUUUCUCUCUUAAUUUAAAAAUCAUAGUUUCUUAGGUGCCUGAAACACUGUCCACUAGAAAUAAUCACUGAUAUAAUAAGGAUAACAGUAGCAAAAAAAUUUUCACUAUUAAAAAUGAUUGAGGAGCUCUGGAACAUAGGUUGUAAGUAAAAAAAUGUUACAGCUUUUAAUUAGCUACAUAAUUUCAUCUCUGAAAUGUUAUUAUUUGGUAUGGAAAAAGUCUACUAUCUGCAAAAGUCUUGACUUGCAUCACUAUGUUCCAGAGCCUUUAAUUGUAACCAAGUGAUUUUUUUUUGUUAUACAGUCACUUUAUUAUUCUUUUUCGUAUAGCAAUGUGUUAUAUUGUUAUCUUCCAUAAUUGUCUCAAAGCAGUUUCACAGUGUAAAUACGCCACAGCUGUUGUAUUAACUUGGUGUACUAUCGACCGACUUCACCAGACAAAACACAAAAUGUGUUGCAAUUAUUUUAUGUUGCGUUCGAUACUAUUAUAGAUGCUGUUAGUUGAUGCUUACUCAACUAUCGCAACUGCUUGUUCUAACAGAAGUCAAUCAUUUAUGUACUUACCACGUGUCAGUACUCCCUAUGCCAUAAUUUGCAUAAAAAAAUUAUAUAUAUAUAUAUAUUUUUUGUGGUUGUUAAUUUAAAUAAGAAAUUUCUUAAACAUUUCUCACAAGGAGAGGGCAGGGUUACAAGGUCUCAGUCUCAGAAUAUCUUUCUUGACGUAGGGGAAGGUCACCUCUUGACUAUUAAAUGAACAAAGCCAUUGGGCUGAAUAGCGAAGCAUACCAGAUAAUUAUGCUAUUUAGAAAUUUUAAGCGACUUAAGUAGACUGAAUGUUAUUUUACUGCCCAAGCGAGCUCGUAACUCACCUGGCAGGAUGCUUGUCUAGUAACCACUGUCGUUGGAGCAAAUCUCGCUGCAUGCAAUUUUUUUCCUUUUCGUUAUUUUUUUUUAAGUGAAACUUCUUUGCUGAGGGAGGGGCUACAAUUUUUGAGCGUUAAGAAAAUUCGGAUCACAUGAGGGGAUUAGUUAGCUGCGUGGUGGGGAAACCGGUGUGUCAGCGGCGACAGCACUCGACGCAUGCGCUAGUGGUCGAAUGGUUAAAUGGUAAAAAGGGUGGGAAUAGGUACGUAGCAGAGCAUUCCAUAUGCUGGUUGUAACGACCUGAAAUUAUGGCAGGGAAGCGGUAGAAAUGAAGGAGCAGUGAUGCUACGGAAUUCUCGUAACGCUGUUUGUGUUUGUCUCCUCCUGAGUUUUCGUAAAGGCUAAUGAUAAUGAUUAAUGCUAUCAUAUUUGUUAUUUACAAAGUAUUUAUUCGUGUGGAAAAGAGUUAUUGAUUUGUGCAAUUAUCAUUCAUUUUUAUCAAAAUAGUGUGAUUGAAAAUGUAAAUAUUUUAUCUCUAACUAUGCCUAUUAAGCAAGAAGUUUCACUUCUGUCACGCGUGGACUCCAUGCUCACACUUUUUAUUUUUUCACGCCAAGUGUUGGAGAUAUUCUGAGACCUGGCUAGCCUGCUCUCUCCUUGUCAGUUAGGUUCAGUGUAAAUUUGCUUCUCCUGCAGGAUUGUGUUGAUUGAAUGGGCUCAUUAUAGUCACUUGACCACCGUAAAUAAAGCAACUGCAGCUUUGGAAAAAUUAAGGUUAUAGUUAAGUUGCCUGUCACAUCAUUUCGCUGGGUUAGAAUGCACUGUCGUUUUUUUAAAAAAAUAAAUAAAGGCAGUUGUUUAGCACUUAACCACCUGGAUUUAGUGAAGUGGAAGUUGCAUAGACGUGAAAUACUGUGUGGGUUGGCACACCGUGAUUAGGUGAGAACUGCCAGGGUUCUUCUUUGAUAUAAACUACGCGACUGUUCGUAGGCGGAGUCGCCAGCCAACCUUUUACAGUUCCUGGAGAUCACCUCAUUGGACAGGAAUUUACUGCUGCGUUUUGAGAACCGUACCAAACACAAUUUUGCAUUACUGAAUUUAUUUCUUAUUUAUUUUGCUAAAAUGCAGAGUAUUGAAGUAAAAAUGGCACAGUAAUAGUAGUGAGCAAUCUGCAGUUGCUAAAAUGAAAAAAAAAAAAAAAAAAAAGUUAUUCUGGAGAAGGCACAGCUACAUGAAUCUUUUUAGGAUAUUGUAAUGGCUGUAGUAUGAUCAAGAAUCUACCUUAUCCGUAGAGGCAAGACUUUGUGAUUUCAGUUUCAGUUAUUUUUAUUUUGGAAACUAAAGAUUUUGGAAUUUGGCAUUUUAUUUUUCAAAUUAUUUUUUUGAUUCAACAUAAAAAUUAAUAAACACUUAUGAAUUUUUUUCUCUAAAUGCUGUAAUUAUGAUGAAUUUAAUUAUUAUAUAAAAUUAAAAUUAUUUAUUUUGGGGCUUAUUUUCUCAGUAAAAAAAUUUAAACAAGCAAGCAUGAGUUUGUUUUAAGUAUGCUGCACAGUUAUUUGUCAUAUCUAUUUGUCUGAGACGUACAUGAUUUAUUUGGAAUAUUAAUUUUUAAAGACAAAUCAUUUGAUUGAAAUUACUUUUGAGUUGGUGUUUAUUUUAUACAAUAACUUUCAUUUUUGUAUUAUUUUUCAGUAUUUUAUGCAGUUAGCUAUAAAAUCUUGUCUCUAUUGGUUAAGAUGCAAAUUGAAGUGUUCUUCAAGUUAAGUUCCAGUAUUAAUUGGAAAUAAUGAUUACGGUUUCUUUAAUUUUGAGAAAGUUUAGGAGUAUGCAUGAACCAUCUAUGCUCAUCUGAUCUGACAUUGCAAAAGGAGAUGUGUGUGGACUCUACAGAAUGAGGUAUAUAUAUUUAGGUUUCUGAAGGUUCUGAUAGGUUUCAGAUUUCUGUGUUUCUUCUGGUCAUGAGCAUAUUUAAAUAAUGAUUUUCUAUUUUCAUAUUCUUUUGUUAAAUGAGAAAUGUGUGUAUUUUUUGUACUAAAGUGUACAUAUUAUAAAAAUGAGUUAUUCAUGUUUUGUUAUGACUGAAGUGUUUGUUAUGUGUUUGCAAUUGCAAUAUGUAAAGUGUAGUGUUGAAAUACAGGCUAUUAUUUUUUGGUGUUCUUUAAAAAUUAUAUUUUAAGAGCAUCAAUAAGUUUGUGAAUGUAUUAGUUUCAUAUUUAAAGAUUUUUGUUGUGCCUACCCAAAACAAAAAAAAAAAGUUGUUUUAAAGCUUUGUGUUUAGAAAAAGAGGUUUUGGUUGGUAUGUAUAUUUCCUUUCUUAUAAGAAAAAGGGAAAAAAUAUUAAGUUUACAAAUUUUAAUAUAUUAAGUCACUUAAACAAACCAUCAAAUUAAAAAAGAAGGCAUGUAAAAGUUUUCUUGCCCUUACUGUUGGAAAAAAAAAAGUUUUUUUUUGUAUUAAGUAAAAUUACUUCCUUCAUAGUAACACAGCUCGCAUCACUGCCUGUUCGAACAUGUUACUGUACAUGAGAAUUUAUAGAUUUUUCAUUAAAUAUAACAUUUAUCAUCAA
Bacillus rossius redtenbacheri is the source of this 9031-nucleotide messenger RNA. RefSeq lists its product as uncharacterized. The transcript has 18 exons. Gene Ontology annotation, molecular function: zinc ion binding; histone binding; chromatin binding. Gene Ontology annotation, biological process: negative regulation of DNA-templated transcription. The coding region runs from base 1 to 3714 and encodes 1237 amino acids. NCBI's taxonomy places the organism in Eukaryota, Metazoa, Arthropoda, Insecta, Phasmatodea, Bacillidae. The record is from RefSeq and is a predicted model, not a curated record. Gene Ontology annotation, cellular component: nucleus; PRC1 complex.